AUGAGAUCUGAGAAUUCUGAAAUUCAUGGAAUCCAAACUCAAGCCUCUCUCUCAUCAAUGUUAAGAAGCCUCGAGAUAAAAGUUGCUGACGCUGAGGCGCUACUCGAUUUCCCUCGUAGUUUGGUUGGAUCUGUUAAGUCUCUUAUGAAUGAAGGUGCUACUCAUUCUCAGUUUGUUUCUUCGUUGAUUCAACGUUAUGCUCCUUCGCCCAAUAGUUCUGUUGAUUGGCAAAAACUCUUCAAUUUUUCUCACAGUUCAUGGAUAUUCCACCAUGCUUGGUCCCAUGGAAAAUCAGUUGAAACAGCGCAACACGACAAUGUCUAG
Messenger RNA from Vicia faba (fava bean), 324 nucleotides. NCBI's taxonomy places the organism in Eukaryota, Viridiplantae, Streptophyta, Magnoliopsida, Fabales, Fabaceae. The record is from the annotation of a GenBank genome assembly.